Zootermopsis nevadensis is the source of this 3971-nucleotide messenger RNA. It is a transcript of the gene dos, whose product is annotated as daughter of sevenless. Gene Ontology annotation, molecular function: signaling adaptor activity. The record is from RefSeq and is a predicted model, not a curated record. Gene Ontology annotation, cellular component: cytoplasm. Gene Ontology annotation, biological process: signal transduction. NCBI's taxonomy places the organism in Eukaryota, Metazoa, Arthropoda, Insecta, Blattodea, Termopsidae.
ACUGUUAUGUUCUGAAUUUAAGAUAUUCAAUCAUUUAAGUCAUAAACUAGCUAUGGCAACGUAGUUGUCGGGUGCUUUCGCGUGUGUGAUGGGUUGAGUGACAUAUUUUCUACAAAUUACAGUACUGUUUUCAUAAAUUUCAUUGGAUAUGUCAAAUACUAGCCUUGAGAUUAUUCACGAAGGCUGGCUGACGAAAUCACCACCAUCCAAGGCAAUCUGGAGAGCGCGGUGGCGAAGGAGGUGGUUUGUGCUGCGCCAUUCUGGCGAGCUACCUGACCAAUACUUUCUCGAGUACUACACGGACCAUAACUGCAGAAAACUGAAAGGAAAAAUUGACUUGGAUCAGUGUGAACAGGUUGACGCUGGUCUGAGAUUUGAGAAUCGCAAGCAGAAGUACCAGCAUAUGUUUGAUGUGAAGACACCAAAGCGAGUGUACUACUUGGCGGCCGAGUCUGAGGAGGACAUGAACAAAUGGGUUGAAUACGUUUGUCACGUAUGCGGACUCAUGGCCUACAAAGACGAAGACGACUAUGGCUAUGCGCCUCCUGCCGAGGAUGAGGAGACUCCUACAACAACGGAGUCACUAACAAGCGAGCAACAAGACCCAAUGUUGGGUCUGGUGACAGAAUCUCCACCUGUUUCCCCCACCAGCACAAUUUCAGGCCCAUACAUCCCUAUUAGCGAGUGCAUUUCUGGAAAGUCCCUCUCAAGUCCAAAUGGCUUAGAAGAUUUUAAUAAUAUACUUCGACAAGGAGGAUAUGGUAUUACAGCAACUACACAAUAUGGCCUGACAAAUAACAGAGAAGGACAGUCCACGUGUCAAAAACAUGCUCUGUAUUCAGAGAACAAAAUUCAAGAUUCAACAAAGUUAAUAUGUGUAGGGGAGACGGGUGCUUCGUUUCAAGUCAAAACGCCAAUUCUGCCAAUUAAAAGAUCACCCAGACCAUAUGAUGGUACUUCAAGUGCAGAUAAUGCAGAGUUUUAUGAUUCCCCUCGUAAGCUUCAUCCUCCAAACCUGGAAUUGCGGCAAAUUAGUGAAACCCCCCCUUUACACAGUCCUACAACAGAUGGCGAGAGUGUAUUUACAGAUGAAGAAUGGUCUGUGCCAUCACAUCACCCACCUUGCGUCAACUGGGAGACGUUUCCAGAUGGGGACAGUGUACGCCAGACGAGACCUUCGGAUAGUUCGGCAGAAGUAGAUGUAGGUGGCGGAGGAGAUGUUGGUUCUUGGAGUGUUGUGAAACGUUUUGGCAAGCUUAGAGUAGUUGAUAAUGUGAGCAGCAUUCCACACGACGGCUCCAUCGGGGUGCAUGGCAGACAGUUGAGCCUUCCAAUAAAUCUGCAGCAUCAACCAGUUGCCCCUCCUCGUCCACCUAAACCCUUCCACCUGCUUCUAGAAGCUCCAAGCCACAGCUAUCUCAACCUGGAAAAUGUAUCCCCACAACCAAGACAUAACAGAAAUGUGAGGAAACCAAGUGUUGCUUCUCUGUCGUCAGACACGUCAAAAAGGACAGGAAUUCCGGGAUCACCUAAUGACUGUGUGAGUGCUUCAGAUGGUAAUGAAGAGCCACCAUCUCCUCUGUCCCCAUCUCAGUGCAGUGAAACUGUGGGCGUGAAUGACGAGAUGUACGAUUUUCCAAGGUCACACCAGUAUGCCAACAAUCCUUCAAGUCCGUCAGCCGGGGACGGUGCAGAAGGUAAAAUUCACACAUCGGUCCGUCACUGUUACACCAACGCCGCGCCAAGCAAGGUCAAUGGCGAAGUGUUCCGUUACGACUUCCAUCACAGUGACUCCCCGCCGUCCGCUUCCCAGGAGGGCGCCACUACUCUUGAAGAACCGACAUCACCCCACUCUGAUGGCUCCAGCUCUCUGGCUUCUUCAUCUACUGCUGCUGUCUACUCCAAUUUACCGAGUCCCCUCACGGCCCAAGGCGGAUCAGAUGUCGGACAUAGUGGUAUUCCUACUCCGCCAGCUGUAAAUCGUGGGCUUAAACCAGGCCGUAAACUAUCUGACUCAACGUCUGUGGUCUCAAAUGAGCCGUCUCCUGUGAGCCCGGCUACACAUUUGAUAUCAGGUCAUUUUCCACCGAGCGUAGAUCGAAAACUGAAACCACAGCUUAAGCAGCCUGAACAAGAACUCCUACCCCUGGCUGCUCCGCCAGGUGGCCGGUCAGGUUCAGAAACCUGUCGCAGCUUAAGAAAACCCAGAGCAGCCCCGAGUCCGACACCACCCUCGUCGACGCCGACAGCAUUACGCAAUGGGCAGCGGCAGCGCUCUGAACACAACUCUAGUUCAGAUGAUGAUCACAGGAAGUCACCAGAUGGCGAGCCUAUAUAUUAUUUCCAACAAGACACCAAUAAAUUUAUACCAGCAACAAGGUUUCAGGAAUUGCAAUACCUUGACUUGGAUCUUGAAUGGGACGCUGCAAGUGGUACGUCAUCAGCGACGCAGAUCCCAAAGUCGCCCGAGCGAGCACAACAGCCGACGAGCACCGUGUACAAAACCGUGGACUUCGUAAAGACAGAAGCUUUUAACAGGACGAGACAAGAGGUCGAAGAAGUUCGGAAACAGUGCACAGCCGCUGAACUAUGACAUCGCAGUACUUUUAGUUUUCUCACGUAAUAAGCUGUUGGUCUCCAAUCUCUUCUUGCAGUAGAAGACUGCAGUACUGUUAAUGAAAUGCGAAUCAACUGGUACUUUGAUGUUUCUUUUAGUAAGAUACUAAUUAAUUAUCAUAUUUAGAUUUUGUUACUCGUUGCGGAUUGCGGUCUUCUGGGUUGGAGAAUGUAUCACCUCCAUCCACCCCAAAGAUGGAGGUUACAUUUUUCUCUGAAAUAUUAAUAAUCACUUACAGGACUACAUGACAUCACAAACUCGGGUCACAAUCCGUGUUAAACGCCGUCAAAGCUUACUUAUCGUUUCACCGUGUAAUUAAUCACUGAAAUGUAAUUUGUAAUAUGAACAAUUUACAAUGCUUAUAUGUAUUUAUUGCAACACGUAAGAAAUGGGCGUAUGGGCCAUGACAUCUAAAUACAUUCAUCCCGAUCGGCCAUACACGGUAUCAGUACGAGCGCGAUCACCGAGGAGGAAAAGAUUUAGAAUUCUUUGCACAGUCCAGAAUACAAGAGCUUUAGAAUCCAGGGAAUAUAUCCGAUUCGUUGCGAGCGUGGCAAGCCAGUCAUACCAUCGAGUCCCUACGUCAAAGAACUGACGUCUGUAUCGGUGUUUCUGAAACGUCCACGGGACCGACUCGCUGACAGAACUCCAAAACUACUGUCAUAACGUUUGAUGUGUGCUGUAUUUUAAUUUGCUGACAGCGGUCAAAGAAAAAAGAUUCAAAUGGUUGACGCAGUCUUACGAGAAAUUAAUCAGAAGGUAGAAUAACUUCACAGUAUUCUGAAAUUGUGUAAAAUCUUAGAAAAUCUUCAACAAAACCUUAAUUUUCUGACAAUACAGGUCACGUAAUUUUGUUAGGAUAAUGAAAUCUGCAAGGGUACGAUGGGCUGGUCAUACGAUUGGGAUCGGAUAAAGAACGUGAAAUUUUGGUGGAGAAACCUCUUGAAAUACAGCCACUUGGAAUAUGAAGAAGGAAGGAUGGAACUGGCUCAAGAUGAUUUUCAGUGACGGACAUCGCUGUUUGUAGUUUCUGUCAAAAAAAAAAAUCUUAGGUACUUCAAGGGAUGCGUUUUUAAUCUACACGAGGACGUCAUCACUUCUGCUGUUACGUGAGCUUUGUUGGAAAUGUUUUUGAAACUAUUUUAAUUUACCCAGUGCCAUUCAGUGCCAUUGAUUGCUAUGUGGAUGUUUAACAUUUAUGAAUUUUACUGGUAUUUGUUACUUGUUUAUUAUAACUCGUAGCAGUAGGUUCGUGACAUGCAAUUUUAUGUACAAUUAUUAUACAUUUUGUACAGGAUUCUUUAUUAUUAUUAUUAUUAUAAUAUUGCUGUUGCCUGUUGUAAUCAGGCACGUA